CUGAGAGUUAAUUUAAUGUUCACUUUGUUAAUUUGAUUUGGUAGUUUUAAUUUAGUUUCUAUUGUGAUUAAGUAAAUUUUGAUUUGGUGUCUGUUUGGUUGGACGUUUGUUUAAAGAAAAAGGGUUAACCAUGUCGUCUAAUCUUGGUAAAUUGUGUCUUCUUUUUAUUGUUUGUCUAUCAUUUUCUUUUUCCUCUUCAGAUGAAUCUUCAAAUUCGGGUUCUGGUGAACAAUAUCAAUUCCAGGCUGAUAUGAAUCGAAUGAUGAAAUUAAUUAUCAAUUCUCUUUACAGUAAUAAAGAAAUUUUUCUUAGAGAAUUAAUUUCUAAUGCUGCUGAUGCAUUGGAUAAAAUUAGAGUUCUUGCUUUAACUGAUAGAGAUGCUCUAGAAUCAAAUACUGAGCUGUCAAUUAAGAUUAAGGUUGAUAAAGAUAAUAAUUUACUUCAUAUAACUGAUACUGGUAUUGGUAUGACUAAAAGUGAAUUGAUUAAUAAUCUUGGUAUUAUUGCUAAAUCGGGUACUUCAGAAUUUUUGGAAAAAGUCAGCUCAUCUAGUGAUAUCUCUGUAACCGAGUUAAAUGAUUUAAUUGGACAAUUUGGUGUUGGAUUUUAUUCCGCUUUCCUUGUAGCUGAUCGGGUUGUUGUCACCUCAAAGUCAAAUGAUGAUACUGAUCAAUACAGUUGGGAAUCUGAUUCUGCUUCAUUUACUGUCACCAAAGAUCCUAAAGGGGCUACAUUAAAACGUGGAACCCAAGUUACCCUUCACAUCAAGGAAGAAACUAAAGAUUUCCUUCAAGAGGAAACUUUAAAAUCUCUCAUAAUCAAGUACAGUCAAUUCAUCAAUUAUCCAAUCUAUUUAUGGUCAAGUAAAACGGAACAAGUUGAAGAACCAAUUGAUGAUGAAUUAACACCCGAUGAUGCUGUUAAAGAAGGUGAAGAUGAUAAAGAAAAGGAGAUUAAAGAUGAGGAUGAUGUUAAAAUUGAAGAAGACAAAGAAGACAAACCAAAGACAAAGAAAGUUGAAAAGACAAUUUGGGAAUGGCAAUUAGUUAACACUGCUAAACCAAUUUGGACUCGAAAACCCGCAGAAAUUACUGAUGAAGAGUACAAUGAAUUCUAUAAAUCAAUUACUAAGGAUACUCAAGAACCUCUUGCCAAAAUUCAUUUCAUUGCAGAGGGAGAAGUUACUUUUAAAUCUCUUCUUUAUAUUCCACGUGUCCAACCAUCAGAAUCAUUUAAUCGUUAUGGAACCAAAACCGAUAAUAUUAAACUUUAUGUUCGACGUGUUUUCAUUACCGACAAUUUCCAGGACAUGAUGCCAAGUUAUCUAGCAUUUUUACGAGGUUUAGUCGAUUCGGAUGAUCUUCCGCUUAAUGUAUCCCGAGAAACUUUACAACAACAUAAGCUUCUCAAGAUAAUCAAGAAAAAGCUUAUCCGAAAAGCAUUGGAUAUGAUUAAGAAAAUAACCGGUACCGAUUAUGAUAAAUUCUGGGGUGAAUAUGGUACCAACCUUAAACUUGGAAUUAUUGAAGAUACUUCAAAUCGAGCUCGAUUAGCUAAAUUGUUACGAUUCCAAACCUCUGGACUGGAAAAGGGUAAAUUAACCUCUCUUGAAGAAUAUGUUUCACGAAUGAAACCAAAUCAAGAGCAUAUUUAUUACAUGGCGAGUUCUAAUUAUGAUGAGGUCGCUUUCUCACCUUUUGUUGAGCGACUUCUCAAAAAGGGUUAUGAGGUUUUAUACUUAACCGAUCCCGUUGAUGAGUAUUGUAUCUCAGCUUUACCUGAAUUUGAAGGUAAAAAAUUCCAAAAUGUAGCCAAGGAUGGACUUAAAUUGAACGAAUCUAAAGAGAAACUUGAAGCUCUUCAAAAACAAUUUGAACCACUUACCAAAUGGCUUGAGGGCACAGCUUUAAAGGAUAAAAUCUCGAAAGCAUCAGUAUCUCAAAGGUUACACGAUUCACCUUUCGCAAUUGUUGCCAGUCAAUUUGGAUGGACAGGUAACAUGGAAAGAUUAGCCAAAAGUAACGCUCAUUCCAAGAGUAAUGAUGUAACUCGUGAAUAUUAUUUAUCUCAAAAGAAAUCACUUGAAAUUAAUCCUCGACAUCCAUUCAUCAAAGAAAUGCUCAGACGAAUUGAAAGUGACCCUGAAGACCCAAUGGCCAAAGAUAUGACAUCGAUCAUGUUUGAAAUGGCAAACCUUGAAUCGGGUUACAUGUUAUCCGAUCCAAUCUCAUUUAAAUCUAAAUUAAGAAAUUUACUCGGUGAAAAAUUGGGUGUCGAUGAAUCAGCCAUAGUUGAAGAAGAUGAUUUUGAAGAUGAUAACUCAGAUUUACCAGUUAAAUCAUCGGAACCAAUUGAUGAAGAUCAACUUGAUGACCAUUCGGAUGAACAUUCAGAGCUUUAAACAAAAAUUGAAUUUGAAUACUUUUAGUUUCUCAUUUUGAUCUUUUGCAAUCCCCUUUUUCUAUUCAUUCUUUCCAACAACAAUUAACUUGUUAUAAUAAUAAUUUAUUGUCAUUAAUUUACAACAAUCAACAAACAACAAAACAAAAAGGUAACACCCAUACCCACCUAAUUAUAGAUAAUUCCAACAACAAUUCCCUAAUUGUAAACUCUUCAAGCAAAAAUACUUGUGUCACAAAAGUGUUUCACUUAUCCUACAAAUGAAUUGAAUACACAUGACAAUUAAUCACCGGUUCUCAAAAUAAAUUACAUGCAAUUUUUACCUAA
Messenger RNA from Panonychus citri (citrus red mite), 2727 nucleotides. RefSeq names its product endoplasmin-like (gene Gp93). Gene Ontology annotation, biological process: protein folding. The transcript has 2 exons. Bases 131 to 2401 code for a protein of 756 amino acids. NCBI's taxonomy places the organism in Eukaryota, Metazoa, Arthropoda, Arachnida, Trombidiformes, Tetranychidae. The record is from RefSeq and is a predicted model, not a curated record. Gene Ontology annotation, molecular function: ATP hydrolysis activity; ATP binding; ATP-dependent protein folding chaperone.